AUGUUGGGGGGCCCCGAAUGGGGUCAGCGGGAGUCGAGCCCCCCAAGAGAUGCUCCCCUGCCGAGUUUCGGCUUCACACAGGAGCAAGUCGCGUGCGUUUGCGAGGUGUUACAGCAAGCAGGUAACAUCGAGCGACUAGGUCGGUUCCUCUGGUCGCUACCAGCGUGUGAACGACUCCAUGCUCAUGAGUCAGUUCUUAAAGCAAAGGCUAUGGUGGCCUUCCAUAGAGGGAACUUUAAGGAGCUAUAUAGACUGCUGGAGUCACACACCUUUAGUCCUCACAAUCAUCCCAAGUUGCAGAGCUUGUGGCUUAAAGCACACUAUAUGGAGGCGGAGAGGCUACGGGGCAGGCCGCUUGGUGCCGUCGGCAAGUACCGCGUGCGACGCAAGUUUCCGCUGCCCAGGACUAUCUGGGAUGGAGAGGAAACCUCUUACUGUUUUAAAGAAAAAUCCCGGUCAGUGCUUCGUGACUGGUACCUACACAACCCUUACCCCUCGCCUAGAGAGAAGAGAGAGCUAGCAGAGACCACAGGCCUCACCACUGUACAAGUAUCGAAUUGGUUCAAGAAUAGACGACAACGAGACAGGCAAGCAGAACACAAAGACAGCGGAGGUACAGGCGACAAGCAACUGGACUCUUCAACUGAUGACGACAGCGAUGCGCCGGCGCAUGGACCAGCGCCCCACGCCCUGCCUGCGCAUGCGCCGCAGCCCCUCUACCCACUCUACGAGCAUCCUUUAGCACACCUUCAAUACCAUCAUACGUGA
This is a messenger RNA of Spodoptera littoralis (African cotton leafworm), 768 nucleotides long. Lineage: Eukaryota; Metazoa; Arthropoda; Insecta; Lepidoptera; Noctuidae. The record is from the annotation of a GenBank genome assembly.